UCAGUUAAAUGUUGAAGGAAACUCUACUCCUUUUGUUUAGCAAGAAGUUCCAUGUACACUAUUAGGCGAAUGUACCGUGAACACACCUUGACCUGUUACUAUAGAAACGAAACAUAACCCGGAAUAGCGGCUAAAGUAUGUUAGCUGAAAACAUGUAGACGUGCAGACUUUUACAUACUUGUCAAAAUGGAGGAUCGCUACGCCUUUCUUACUGAGUGGUAUGACCCCACUGCAGCACUCCUUCGGCGCUACCAACUGUUCUACUACCCCAAAGAUGGCUCAGUGGAAAUGUUUGAUGUAAAAAACCAGCGAAUAUUUUUGAGAAGGACCAAAUAUGAAGACCUCCAUCCAGAGGACUUGUUCGUUGGGAAUCGAGUGAAUGUGUUCUCCAGACAACUUAAUCUGAUUGACUAUGGAGAUCAGUACACAGCAAACAAACUUGGCAGCAAAAAAGAAAGAACUCUCGCUCUGAUAAAGCCAGAUGUAGUUACUAAGAUUGGAGAUGUCCUUGAAUUGAUAUACUCCUCCAACUUGAUUGUGACCAAAGCCAAAAUGACAAAGCUUACAUGGAGUCAAGCGGCAGACUUCUAUGCAGAACAUCAGUCAAAGCCUUACUUCAGUAAUCACGUGCAGUUUGUGUCCUCGGGCCCAGUGGUUGCCAUGGAGCUGAUGGGUGAUGAGGCUAUGUCUAUCUGGAGGAGGCUCCUGGGACCUGCAGACUCUGCUGUGGCGCGGAAGGAGGCACCGCAGAGUGUCCGUGCCCAGUUUGGAACAGAUGGCAUCAAAAAUGUUGGACAUGGCUCUGACUCACUUGCUGCGGCAGCAAGAGAGCUUGAAUUUUUUUUCCCAUCCACAAUUGGCAACGGCCCCUCUAAUACGGCCAUUUAUACAGAUUGCACAUGUUGCAUCAUCAAACCUCAUGCCAUAUCAGAAGGUCUGACUGGGAAGAUCCUGAACUCCAUAUCUGCUGCUGGAUUUGAAAUCUCAGCCCUUCAGAUGUUCAACGUGGACCGGGCAAAUGCAGAAGAAUUCUAUGAAGUUUACAAAGGUGUUGUCACAGAAUAUCCGAGUAUGGUGACUGAGCUGUGUUCUGGACCCUGCAUGGCUCUGGAGAUUCAUGGCACCGACACACCACAGUCAUUCAGGGAAUUCUGUGGGCCCGCUGAUCCAGAAAUAGCGCGGCAUCUUCGUCCAACCACACUGCGUGCCCUUUAUGGCAAAGACAAAGUGAAAAACGCAGUCCAUUGUACAGACCUCCCUGAAGACGGUGUUCUCGAGGUACAGUAUUUCUUUAAGAUUUUGGACGGGUGAAUGCAAAGGAGAAAACGCCUAACUACAUAUUCAAAGACUUCACAAUUGUCUCAUGUUUCUGUUUAUUGUUUCAGCCUUAUGCAGAUUAAAUAAAGUGACAAGAGCAGA
This is a messenger RNA of Scatophagus argus, 1419 nucleotides long. It is a transcript of the gene nme7, whose product is annotated as NME/NM23 family member 7. The transcript is spliced from 12 exons. Gene Ontology annotation, cellular component: centrosome. Gene Ontology annotation, biological process: CTP biosynthetic process; GTP biosynthetic process; UTP biosynthetic process. Bases 187 to 1311 code for a protein of 374 amino acids. Lineage: Eukaryota; Metazoa; Chordata; Actinopteri; Scatophagidae. Gene Ontology annotation, molecular function: nucleoside diphosphate kinase activity; ATP binding. The record is from RefSeq and is a predicted model, not a curated record.